AUGAAAUUCCAGCAUUCAGUCUGCACCCGAAAGACAGGAUUAGGUAAAACAUUAAAUACUUACCACCCUAAGCUUAAAUCUUUGGUAGUUUCUGAAAUAAAUGCAAAAGACAUAUGCCAGGGGAAAGAAUCUCUGCCAUCAACGAAUGAUACAAAUGCUGGUUACUCCCCUUUAUGGAAUCAAGAAACAAUUACUUCGUAUGACAAACUUCAUCACACUGAAACUGUUGCACCUUAUUACAUCUGUAAUGAAAUCUUGUUCUCAAAAACUAUUCCUCCAAAUAACAUUUCCGACACGCCUAACAUUUAUGUACCUGAUGAUACGUCCUCUAUGUGUAUUUACACAUCACCACUGAACUUUAAACAACAUAGAGAACAAGAAGCCGCAAAUAUUGAUCAAAUAAACAUUCAUUUAUCGCUAAGUGACCCUGUCUCCAUCCGUCACAACUUACACAGAACACUCGACAAGCUUUCAAAUCCCGCAUGCUCAGCAAAUAUGGGUAAAAACUCCUUCACACAGCCGAUAAAGUCAAAUUCUUUACUGCAAACUAUUCCACGUUGUGAAACAAUUCAGUUGUCAAAUGCUAAAAAAUCUGGAAUGAAGAAUCACGAAUGCCUCGACUGCUGGAACAGGUUCCCUACAUCGAGCAAUCUGGCAUGCCAUCGCAAAAAUGCCAGGAAAUGUCCACAUUGUGAGAAAACGUAUAUCUCCAAGCCUGCAUACACCAUGCAUACCCGCACACACAGCCUCAGCAGUGAGUGUCUGUACUGCGGCAAACAUUUCAGCCGCCCAUGGCUUCUUCAAGGUCACAUUAGAACUCACACUGGAGAAAAGCCGUUUCCCUGUCCUCAGUGUGGAAGAGCUUUCGCAGACAAGUCAAAUCUCCGGGCUCACAUGCAGACACACUCCAAGGACAAACCUCACGUCUGUGGUCGAUGUAAAAAGGCUUUUGCGCUAAAGAGUUACCUCUCUAAGCAUGAAUCAUCUUCUUGUUUGAAAGACCGCAGGUCUCGUGGGGCUGACUGA
Candidula unifasciata is the source of this 1026-nucleotide messenger RNA. Lineage: Eukaryota; Metazoa; Mollusca; Gastropoda; Stylommatophora; Geomitridae. The record is from the annotation of a GenBank genome assembly.